Molecule: messenger RNA, 3231 nt
Organism: Prorocentrum cordatum
Lineage: Eukaryota; Dinophyceae; Prorocentrales; Prorocentraceae
Source: the annotation of a GenBank genome assembly
AUGGAGGCACUGCCCGCGCCCCUUGCGAGUGGCGUCGCCUUUCUCUCCGCAGGGGCCCGCGCGGCCGUCGCGCCCAUCCCUGCCGCCGAGCCGCGGAGCCGCUCCGCGUUGCACGGGCGGCGACUCUCGCCCGCCGCGCGGGCUCUCGCACAGAAGCAGGCGCGCUUGCCUGCCGCCGCGCAGUGGGUGGCCAUCGCGGACUCGCUGCGCCGGAUGCCCGUGACCGUGCUGUCGGGGGAGACCGGCUCCGGCAAAUCAACGCAGGUUCCGCAGAUCGCGCUGGACGUCUUGCGCACGAGCAGCAGCGACGACGGCUGGCGCGUCGUGAUCCUCAUGCCGGGCGUGGAUGCGGCGGAGCUCCUCUAUCGCAGGCUGGGCGCGGAGCUGGGCGCCCCGCAGGGCCUGCGCCUGUGCACGGGGCGCGACGGCCCUUCCGGCCCGCCGGACAGUCGCCUGGCCAUCAUGACUUACGGGUCUUUCUUGGCGCAGGAGGAGCUGUGGGCGGAGGUGGGCGUCCUUAUCAUGGACGAGACGCACGAGAGGGAGGCCGUCAUGUCCGAGCUGCAGAUGCUCAUGCGCCCGCUUGCGCUCUCGGGCCAGCUCCGCUUGGUGCUCAUGAGCGCCACGCUGUGCCGCGACCCCAUGGCGACCUUCUUCGGCCCCGACCACGUCUGCUUCCUGGACGUCGAGGGUCGCGAGCACGAGCUGCACCAGUUCGCGCUCGAUCGGAGCCCCGCAGAGGAUGCGGACGACGAGGAGUUGCGCGCGCAGGCCGAGGAGGUCGUGAUUGCGGAGGCGUCACUCGGCUUGGGCGGCAUCCUCUGUUUCUUCGCAGGCCAGCAGCAUAUUGGAAAAACCGCCCGCAACUUGCGGCGCGCGCUGCCGGGCUGGACGGUCCUGGAGAUGUACUCCAGGGCGCCGCCCGCGAUGAAGCGCGAGGUCUACGAUCUGCAGCGCUCCUCCGCGCGCGUGGCUCUCCUGACGACCUCGGCCCUGGGCUCCAGCGUGACCCUCGAGCGUUUCGUCUCGGUGGUUUCCACGUGCCGGCGCAACGCCGCGGCCAGGGGCAGCGGCGGCGUGAGCGCCAUGGAGACGCAGUGGGCCUCGCGCCAGUGCGUCAUCCAGCAGGGGGGGCGCGCGGGGCGCACCCGCCCCGGACGGCACCUGCCCCUCUGCCGAACAGACGAGCUGGCGCCGCGGAGGGAGGCGGGCGUCCACGUCGAGAGCCUCGACAAGCUCGUGCUGCGGCUCAUCGAUCGGCGCCAGUGGGCCGCCGCGCAGGACCUGGUCUGGAUGCCUGGCGAAAGCCCCGAUGCCGAGUCUCUUCGCGACGCCUUCCUCUUGGCCGACGAUGCGGGCUUCGUGGACGACGCCCGCGGGCGCGCGCCGAAGCUGUCGCGCAUGGGAGAGGAAAUACUCCGCCUGCCGCUGGCCCCGCAGAACGCGCACCUCGUCGCCGCGGCGGUAGCGCGGGGCGUGGGCUCUGAGGGCGCCCGCGUCGCCGCGGUGCUCGAGGCCGCGCGCCAGGGUGGCUUCUCGGUGGACCCCGAGCUUGGGCGCACUGAAGCGUUCGCGCGCUUGGCUGCGACAUUCUCCGGCGCGGGGGACCUCGGCGCGCUGCUGGGCGUCGCGGCGGGCUUCGCUGCUCAGGAGAAGUCGCAGCGGGGCACCUUCGCCGAGCAGCUGAACGUGCGCGAGGACGUGCUGCAGCGCUCGGAGGCCACGUUCCAGAAAGUGCUGGCCUUCUACGACCGCGCAGGGCGCCCGCUACGCAACGCCGAGGGUUGUGACAACCUCGGCGUCUUCGCGGCCACCCUCGUCUCCGACCCGCAGAGCGCGCCGAUCGCGCGCGAGGGGCCGGUGCGCGCGCUGGAGCCUGGCGGCGGCCGCCGCGGAGGGCACGACGCCAAGGCCAGCCUUUACUUCCCCGUGCCGCCAGUGCUGCUGGGCCGCUGCGACUUGGGCGACGUGCUGGUGCUCUCUGACUCGCUUCUGCGGCUCGGCGCGCAUGCAUGGUGGCCCAGGGCCCGCCUUUGCCGGGAGCUCCGCGAGCGCGGCGCGCUCACCGUGCACUUCGAGGGCAAGGGCGGCAUGAGGGCCCGGGAGAUGGCGGAUCUCGUGCAGAGAGCCGCGGAAGCGAAAGGAGACUCCUUCGACACCUUUGUUGGUAGCCUCCAGGUCAACGACCUCGCCUGGGUGGACAAAGCUGGCGCGCCGCACGUCUGGUCGGCAUCGCCGGAGUUCGAGCGCACCCGAGGCGCCUGCGCCGCGGACUUGGGCCAGCUGGCUUGCGCGCUGCGAGCCCACUGUCGGCGCGCGACGCUCGUCGUCUCGGAUUGCCUGUACCCGGCGCGCGCGCAGGACCCAGAGAUUCGCGAGAGGUACGAGGCCGCGGCUCGCUUCACGAGAAAAGCGCUCGGCGACGCGGGCAUAUUCGUCGUGACGGGCGAGGAGGAGCUUUGCGCAAUCCCUCUUGCUGGCGACGGCGUCCACUUCGAGCGGAGCGCCGCGGUCGCGCUGGCGAGGGCGUGCGCCGGUUGGGCAGCCGCCGCCCAGGCGCCGUUGCCCCCCCCCUUGCAGGAAGGGGCGGAGGAGCCGCCGCCGCCGACGCAUGAGGUCCCCGAGAGCCCGACGCCGCCGGCCGCCUGGUUGCUGGAGCUCGCCGACGCCCGUGCUGGCCGCGGGGUCGCCGUGGCCUCCGCCGCCGCCAGCCGCGGCCAGCUCGGCGCGGGGGUCGGCCGCGCCGGCUGCGGGGUCGCCGUGGCCUCCGCCGCCGCCAGCCGCAGCCGGCUCGGCGUGGGGGUCGCCCGCGCUGGCUGCAGGGUCGCCGUGGCAUCCGCCGCCGCCAGCCGCGACCGGCUCGGCGUGGGGGUCGCCCGCGCUCGCUGCGGAGUCGCCGUGGCCUCCGCCGCCGCCAGCCGCGGCCGGUUCGGCGCGGGGGUCGCCCGCGCCGGCUGCAGGGUCGCCGUGGCCUCCGCCAUCGCCAGCCGCGGCCGGCUCGGCGUGGGGGUCGCCCGCGCCGGCUGCAGCGUCACCGUGGCCUCCGCCGCCACCUGCCGCGGCCGGCUCGGCGUGGGGGUCGCCCGCGCCGGCUGCAGGGUCACCGUGGCAUAUGUCGCAACCAGCCGCGACCGGCUCGGCGUGGGGGUCGACGUCACUGGCAGCCUGCGCUUGGACCUUUACGCGCACGCGCCAGCGAUUGGCACUCCAGGCGUGGAGCUGCGCAUCUGG